AUGGCUAAAGACUUCUAUCUGUACGAGAACAUCUCAAAGAUCAGUCCUUUUGAGGGUCCACAGUAUCACCUGGCUCCAAGAUGGGUUUUUUUAUUCCAGGCGGCAUUCAUGGGCUUUGUCUUUUUCGUUGGCACACCACUCAACACCACUGUGCUGUUUGUCACGGCCAAGUACAAGAAACUGCGCCAGCCUCUGAACUUCAUCUUGGUGAAUAUAUCUCUUGCGGGAUUCAUUUUCGAUGUGUUCUCUGUCAGCCAAGUCUUUCUUGCAAGCCUGAGAGGGUAUUACUUUCUGGGUCACACGAUGUGUGCUUUGGAAUCUGCAAUGGGAACAACAGCAGCCUUGGUAACAUCAUGGUCACUUGCGGUCUUGGCAAUUGAGAGAUAUUUGGUUAUCUGCAAACCACUUGGAACAUUUAAAUUUGGGACAUCCCACGCCCUCGCUGGGGUGGCGUUCACCUGGGUAAUGGCAAUCGGAUGUGCAGCACCACCGUUCUUUGGCUGGAGCAGGUACAUUCCUGAGGGCCUAGGGUGCUCCUGUGGGCCCGACUGGUACAUGCAAGGUACAGAGUACAACUCUGAGUCCUAUACGUGGUUCCUCAUGGUCACUUGCUACAUCGCCCCACUGAGCUGCAUCCUUUUCUCCUACUUCCAACUUUUGGCUGCCUUGAGGGCUGUGGCAGCCCAGCAGGCUGAGUCUGCAUCGACGCAGAAGGCAGAAAAAGAAGUGACCAGGAUGAUUAUUGUGAUGGUGAUGUCCUACCUGAUCUGCUACACACCGUAUGCUUUAGCUGCACUGUACUACACACUGGAUCACGAGUCAGAAAAGGACUACCGCUAUGUGUCCAUUCCUGCUCUUUUCUCCAAGAGCUCCUCUGUGUAUAAUCCAUUUAUCUACUGUUUCAUGAACAAGCAGUUUAAUGCAUGCAUCAUGGAGACUGUGUUUGGAAAGAAGAUUGAAGAGGCUUCGGAGGUGUCCAAAACAGAUGUAUCAUCUGUUUCAACAGCUUAAACAAGUUGUCAAGCUUUUUUACAUGUUCAUUUGAAGACACCAGAUUAUUUGUGCAUGCUCCUUUGGUCCAACUUUUAACAGUUGAAAGAAACUGAUGAAGGUCUGAUGCAAAGUUGGGAUGUGAUUUUGUAAUGUGCACUGUAUAUUGGUUGUUUUCAGCACUUUUAAAUGUACCCUGCAUGCUCAUAUG
Messenger RNA from Engraulis encrasicolus (European anchovy), 1201 nucleotides. It is a transcript of the gene opn1sw1, whose product is annotated as opsin 1 (cone pigments), short-wave-sensitive 1. Gene Ontology annotation, biological process: phototransduction; G protein-coupled receptor signaling pathway; visual perception. The record is from RefSeq and is a predicted model, not a curated record. Gene Ontology annotation, molecular function: G protein-coupled photoreceptor activity. Lineage: Eukaryota; Metazoa; Chordata; Actinopteri; Clupeiformes; Engraulidae. Gene Ontology annotation, cellular component: photoreceptor outer segment; plasma membrane. The transcript is spliced from 5 exons. Bases 1 to 1011 code for a protein of 336 amino acids.